Molecule: messenger RNA, 354 nt
Organism: Penicillium hordei
Lineage: Eukaryota; Fungi; Ascomycota; Eurotiomycetes; Eurotiales; Aspergillaceae
Exons: 2
Coding region: 1-354 (117 amino acids)
Source: RefSeq, a predicted model, not a curated record
AUGGUUAAAGAACCAAUCACCCCUAAGAAGGCCGCCAAGCCUGUCAAGGCAGGAAUCGUAAAGCGCACCCCUGUCAAGGCCAAGGGUUCCCUUGCAAAUGUCUCAUCCUCUACCAUUGACCGGGACCUGGUGUUCCUGUGGAAUUGCGUUAAGAUGUCCACCGGAAUGAAGAUUGACUGGCCUGCCGUCGCUAAAGAUGCUGGCAAGUCCGUUGGCACUGUCCAGAAACAGUGGUCUCGCCUGAACAUCAAGCUGGAGAAGGGUGUCCCAGCUUUCAAUGCCAGCGUCUCCAAUAAGGACGCCGACGAUGCUGAGGAUGCCGACAAUACCGACGACGCCAAUGGUGAGGAGUAA